CAAUUUAAGAGCCACAGGUUAUCAAAGUAGUAGCGUAGGAUUGUACGUGUAUAUAAGUAAAGAGGUUAUGUGUUCAGUAAUUUCUCUGAAGGUUCUUCUCAUUCUAAACAUGGCUCCUAGAGGUAUGAUCACCACCACCACCGUUCUCCUCUGCUUUGUACUGGGCCUGCUCAAUCCAGCCCCGGCUGCCUCCCGUUCUCAUACGAGCAGAAGUUGUUGUACAAAAUACUUCAGGAAGCCAGUGCCCAUCAAUCGUAUAACAGGCUACAUGGAACAACAUAGGGAGGAAAACUGUCGCAUCGAAGCCAUCAUUUUCUACACAGUUAUGAAGAAAGAAAUAUGUGCGACUCGAGAGGAUGAGUGGGUGAGGAAAAUUCUGGCAUCACUCAGCACAAGACUGAAGAAGAUGUCAAAGGAUGGCAAGGAUGAAAAGGAAAAUGCGAUCAAGAAGAAUCGCAAAGAAGCUUUCCUCACCACCACGGAGAGCUUCCUGAACACAACUUAUAGUUUCUAUUAGCCCAAACUUUGAACAAAUGCAGCUAAAUAAUAUGAUUCACAAAGAAGGCAGCUUAAUGUGGUCCAAUUUUGUUGGACUAAGCAAAUAAAAGAAGACCUGAAAGUAUCGCACUGUCGCACUGAAAAAAACAGCUUUAGAUAGAUUUGCUUAAUCAUUCAGCAUCUGUGAAAAGUUUAUUUUUUCACAAUCAUAUUUUUAUCACUGCCUUAUUUGCUUAUUUACUUAAUUAAUCAUGAGUAUGUGCUAGAAUAUUCCUAUAGCCAUAAACAAAACUUAUUUACCCUAAAGCUUCAGAAAUCUUGCUGUUCAGGAAUAAACUAUUGACCAGAUGUUAAGUCAAAUAAAAGAAUGAGACUCCAAUUAUUAGAAAUGGAUUAAACUGCUUCUUUGCUUUGUAUGUCAUUUAUUUAUAUGACCUGCGCUUAUUGGACAUGUAAAGAUGCAACCAGUACAUGAGCUGGAAGGUGUCAUUCAGAUGAACCAUCCCAUCCCCCGAGCUCAUGUUAAAGCAUUGCAUGAGUGACAGGGAAGCAGACUCUUGUGCUAUUUCAGAUCAACACCCAAAGGGGCUGAUGCUCCACUCAGACAAGGUGACUCCCUCAAUAACACAUUUCACUACAAGACCUGCAAUAAUAACAAUCCUCCACUAGAUGGCAGAGUCAACCUAUAAAACGACUACUUCUGUCAGACAUACCAUGAAAUCUUGACCAUCACCCCAUCAAGUAUUUGUGAGCUCUAGUAUUAAACAAAAACACCAACAAAUUGCAUAGUGAAUAAUAACAUUUAUUGAAUUUGUUCAGCUCUAUAUAUAAAAAAAAACUGCACAGAAGGAAAAUAAAAAUAAAGAAAUUCAGAAAUAUAAAGACAAGACAAUAAAUACACUAAUAAAUAUUAAAUAUCACAGAUGAACAUCACAAAGCAUUUUAAAUAUAUUAUGUUAUUUCAAGACAAAUGGCAUUAGAUAUAAAUGAUGUUAUGCUGUGGUUUCAUGGGCUCAAGGUUGUAGCGGCCAUGGUGGUGUUCUUCUUUGCUCUGCGGGCUUGCCUGUUAAAACACACAAAAGUCAGCAUUUCAAAACAGAAAAUUGUCAAAAAUUUGUAUAUUCAGUCUCAGAGCAACCCAGUGUCAUGAAUUAGGUCUAAAGAAUGAAAGGCCAACUUACUCUAAUUCCCUGAUCCUGUCAAAGACCCAGUCCUGUUUCCAGUGGCUGCAAACAUCUCCUUCUGUGGUCUCAAAGCUAAACAGAAAAAAGAAAUACAUUCAGUCUCAAUUUCUGGUUCAUUUUCUUUUUCAUAUUAAAAAUUUUGGAUGAUCGCUGUUUGUAAUGGACGCUGGCUCUUACAUGACGGCACGGACACAUGGUGGGUUCCUCCUCUGGAUCCUAUAGCCAAUGAUGGGAGCAGUGAUGUUCUGCGAACUGACCUGAGUACAGCACUUGCUUAUCUUGAUUUCUGUUUAAGAAGAAUCAAAUAUGAUGUUCUGUUAUGAGUAAACAUCUUUCAUAUGUAAUUUAAAACAAAUUAAUAAAUGAGACAUGAAUUUUUACGUUUCUUAUCAAGCA
Messenger RNA from Sphaeramia orbicularis (orbiculate cardinalfish), 2078 nucleotides. RefSeq names its product C-C motif chemokine 20-like. Lineage: Eukaryota; Metazoa; Chordata; Actinopteri; Kurtiformes; Apogonidae. The transcript is spliced from 4 exons. Gene Ontology annotation, biological process: immune response. The record is from RefSeq and is a predicted model, not a curated record. Gene Ontology annotation, cellular component: extracellular region. Gene Ontology annotation, molecular function: chemokine activity. The coding region runs from base 68 to 517 and encodes 149 amino acids.